Messenger RNA from Erythranthe guttata (spotted monkey flower), 2377 nucleotides. Its product is annotated as protein NRT1/ PTR FAMILY 2.11-like. Gene Ontology annotation, molecular function: transmembrane transporter activity. Gene Ontology annotation, cellular component: membrane. Gene Ontology annotation, biological process: transmembrane transport. Lineage: Eukaryota; Viridiplantae; Streptophyta; Magnoliopsida; Lamiales; Phrymaceae. The record is from RefSeq and is a predicted model, not a curated record.
AGCCACCUGCAGUCAUCUCCUUCCGACGAUCGGCAGCAGCCAUGGACGAUUUCUACGAGUCUCCGUCGAUGACCUCAGUCAACGAUCCGUCCUUCAAUUUGACCAGCGGCUCCCGCCUCAUCAAGGAAGCAGCUACCGCCGUAGCCGAAUUGCUCUGUUUCCCGGAGAAUUUAUCGUACGUCGGCUCCAAUUCCGGAGAAAAUUGGGCAAUCUCCGAACCACUAAACGCCCCUAAUAUGAAAAAUUACCGCUCCCUAGCGAAGGAAUCGAACAUUUGGCUGUCCCUUGGAGAAUUCUAGGUCUCACAGUUUGCUACGAUUUGAGAAUUCCAGAGCUCUAGCCCAGGCGCCGUACCGAAAAUGUCGAAUUUCUCGAAAGCGACUCGGAUUAUGAAACGACGUCGCGUAAUCAUUUACUGUGUGAAAAUAUGGAGAAGAACGAAAAGAGAAGCAUUAAAACAGCGGAUGAAUUAUCAUUUGCUUCUGCAAAAUAUGAUGAAGAACCGGAGAAGAUCAACUACAGGGGAAUCAAGUCUAUGCCAUUCAUCAUAGGAAACGAGACCUUUGAGAAGCUUGGAGCCAUUGGAACUUCAUCAAACCUGCAGUUGUAUCUAGCCACAGUUUUCAAUAUGACACACUUUUCUGCAACAACGGUACUUAAUGUGUUUAACGGCACCACCAACAUCGCAACUCUUGUCGGAGCUUAUCUUUGCGACACUUACUUUGGCCGUUACAAGACAUUGGGAUUCGCCUCAAUCGCCUCAUUGUUUGGAUUCUUGGCCUUGACAUUAACAUCAGUAUUCAAUAACCUCCAUCCACCUCACUGCUCACCUGGCGAUAAAUGUGUGGGCCCGGAUGUAUGGCAAAUGGCCUUUCUCCUAUUCAGUUUCGGGCUUAUGAUAAUUGGUGCUGGUGGAAUAAGGCCCUGUAACUUAGCCUUCGGUGUCGAUCAGUUCAAUCCCAACACAGAGUCUGGCAAAAGGGGCAUUGCUAGUUUCUUCAACUGGUACUAUUUAACAGUCACAUUCGCACAAAUUGUCUCGUUAACCCUAGUCGUUUAUGUUCAAUCCAACAUUAGCUGGUCCAUAGGCUUGGCCAUUCCCACAAUAUUUAUGUUUCUGUCGUGUGUAUUGUUCUUUAUGGGCGAAAAAAUGUAUGUGAAAGUGAGGCCGGACGGCAGCCCCAUGACUAGUCUGGUCCAGGUAGCGGUGGCUGCCGCCAAGAAGAGGCGGCUGGAGUUGCCGGAGCAGCCGUGGCUCAGCCUUUUCAACUAUAAACCGCCCAAGUCUAUCAAUUCUAGGCUGCCUUACACCGAGCAGUUCAUAUUCUUGGACAAAGCAGCAAUAAUAACAGCAGAAGACGAAAUAAAACCAGACGGAUCAGCCUCGAAUCCAUGGAGCCUCUGCACCACACAACAAGUGGAAGAACUCAAAUGCGUACUAAGAGUGAUCCCAGUUUCACUCACAGCCAUUUUCUACCACAUCGGAGUCCAGCAACAGUACGUAGUCUUCCAAGCACUCCAAUCCAACAGACACCUCGGAAGCUUCCAAAUCCCCGCCGCCUCUUACAUAGUCUUCGCCAUGCUCAGCCUCACCCUGUGGGUCCCGCUCUACGACCGAGUCAUCGUCCCUUUUCUCCGCCAACUAACAAAACAAGAAGGCGGCAUCACAAUCCUCCAAAGAAUGGGAAUCGGAAUAUUCCUCACCAUACUCGGAUCACUCGUGGGGGCCGUUGUGGAGGAAAGGAGGAGGUCUUUGGUGGGGCCCGCCUCCGGCCCUGUUUCCGCCAUGUCAGCGAUGUGGCUGGUCCCACAGCUGACGCUGAGUGGGUUCGCUGAGGCGUUUAAUGCGAUUGGACAGAUUGAGUUUUACUACAAGCAGUUCCCGGAGAAUAUGAGGAGCGUGGGUGGUGCUUUUUACUUCUGUGGAAGUGCCGCCUCGCAUUAUGUUUAUAGUUUGUUGAUAUCGGUGGUGCAUAGGAUGACUGAGGAUGACCGGAGCGGGAGCUGGCUGCCGGAGGAUCUCAAUAAGGGGAGGUUGGAUUAUUUUUAUUACCUUAAUGCGGUUUUGUGUGCGUUGAAUUUCGGAUAUUUUCUUUUGUGUGCUAAUUGGUAUAGAUAUAAGGGUGAUGGAGAUAGUGGUGUGGAAAUGGAGAUGAAGAAACCUGGAAACCAUUCUGCCUGAGAGAUGGAAAGUUUGCAGAAACCUCCGUUUUGGGAGAAUCUUUGUUGACUUGUAGUACUUUAAAUUUUUUUUUUUUACUUUCUUGUUUUAAUAGAGAUUAGGUCUCUAUUUAUUUCAAAUAAUGUAAUUUAUUUUUGAAUGAAAGUGAACAUAUUUGUGCAGAAUGCAGAGCAGCAGGAACUGUCUAUUUUGAUA